GUUAGUAUCUCAAGGGAGGCAAGGCUAUACUCAAAACAGCUUUCCCAUGGUCUCUUUCAGUCAACCUGUUGUAUGGUUUGUCUCCUAAGACUGGAAGUGAACUCCAAAUACCUUCUUGGUUCAUCAGCUCAUCUGAACCCCAUAACCAUUCCCUGAGGUAGUCUGGGCAGGUAUUAUCAUUCCUGUUUUACACAUGGGUAAUCUCAAAAGCGACACAAUGACUUGCUCAAGGUCAUACAGUUGGUAAUGGUCCAUCUGUGCCUGGAACUGAGGUCUUUCUGGCUCCAAAGCCUGGGAUCCUUCCACUGCACCACCAUGCAGACUACUUUAUUGAACACUUCCUAUGUGCUGGGCACAGCACCAGGCCCUUCACAAGCAUUAAUCUCUGAUCCUCGGAUUGGAAUUAUUGCCAAUUUAUAGAAUAGAAAUUAAGGAUGGGUGCUCACUUCGCACCACAUAUACUAAAAUUAGAAUGAUACAGAAAUUAGCAUGGCACUAUGCAAAAGGAUGACACGCAAAUACGUGAAGCGUUCUAUAAAAAAGUAAACAACAACAACAAAAAUUGAGGACGGGGUGGGUUUUAAAUGACUGACAAAGAUCACUCAGACAGGAAGGGCAGAGCUAGGAUUCGCGUGUAGCUCUCCAGCUACUCAAUAGCAGGGAUUCUGCCAACCCCAUUUUGAGACGCUGACUGGUGACAGAGCUUUCAUAAACCUCGAUCGACCCAAGCAAACUCAGUUUUAGAAAAAGGCUGGGCUUGGCCAGGCGCAGUGACUAACGCCUGUAAUCCCAGCACUCUGGGAAGCCGAGGCGGGAGGAUGGCUUGAGCCCAGGAGCUGGAGAUCAGCCUGGGCAACAUAGUGAGACUUUGUCCCUACAAAAAACUGAAAAAAAAAUUAGCCGGUCGUAGUGGUGCGCGCCUGUGGUCCCAGCUAUUCGGGAGGCUGAGGCGGGAGGAUCGCUUGAAUCUGGGAGUUGGAGUUUGCAGUGAGCUAUGAUCGCGCCACUGCAUUCCAACCUGGGCGACAGAGUGAGACCCCUGUCUCAAUUAGGAAAAAAAAAAAAAAAAAAAGGCUGGGCCGCGCCUGCGCACUAGCCAUAGGGGCGGGGAGGUCAACGCGAGGCCGAAUGUGCUGUGGUGCCAGAGAAGGCGUGUCUGUUUCCCAAACAACCACUGUCCCCACGGCGCCUGUCUGUCCCAAGGUUGGUCGGUAUGCCGCGAGUGACGGCGGCUCUUAACCAAUCACCGCAGAACUCAGGCUGUUGCCGGGGCGAAGCGGUGUCCGCCUCCCCCGGAAGGGUAUUUGUAGGUGGGUGGGACCGGAAGUGACGCUACAGGGGAAUGCUAUGCUCCGGGAGUGUUGAUGUUUUCCAGUCAUUCCGGUUGACAGCGUUCAAGUUGGAAGCCUGGAGGGGAGGUGUUUUUCCUGUCGUACGUGGGACAGGCCACGCUGUCCGUCCGCAGUACCGACGCCUGCAGGUCAGAGCUUCGGGGAGAAAAGUGAAGAGCAAGACGGAACUGACGGGGAGAAAGGCUGGGAACCAGGGUGUCGACUUUGACUGAAAUUUGAGACGGAGGGCACCGGAGGGCAAGCACUCUCCUGUGAUUGGCCCGUGGGCGUCGUCGAGGACCCACGCAGCUGCUCAAUUGGUUGGUGUUGCAAUUGUUGUGGCGGCGGCGGCGAUUUUGCCCACGUACUUCCGAGUAAGGGGCGGGGCUGUGCCCUGGCGCGCGUGCGCAGCGCCCCGGGGCCCCACCCGGUAGUGCAAGAACCUGCGAGGGGGCGGAGCGAAGAGGUGCUUGUUUUGGUUCUGUUUCCUUUGAAGCAGAAGGCCGGAACAAGCGUAGCAAUAAACUUGCUGGACUUGGAGAGAAGGCUAAGACAAACUCGCCGCACUGCCUUCAUCUUGGACUUUACAUCCGGGUUCUCCUCUCGGCGUGACCCGCGCGCCGCCGCCGCCGCCUCCGCCGCCGAGGGUUCUCGAACCGGUGCCGCGAUCCCUUUAUCCGGGUCUCGCCGUUCCCGUCGUGCCUCGCGCACUACACUAGCCCCCUCAUCCGGGUUCUCUCCCGGCGUGCCCCGCGCCGGGUUUGUUGGGGGGUACUCGGCAGUGCAGCCAUGACUAUACUCCCCAAAAAGAAGCCGCCGCCUCCCGACGCCGACCCCGCCAACGAGCCGCCGCCGCCCGGGCCGCUGCCCCCGGCGCCGCGGCGCGGCGGGGGUGUGGGCGUGGGCGGCGGCGGCACGGGCGUGGGCGGCGGCGAUCGCGACCGUGACUCCGGCGUCGUGGGGGCCCGUCCGCGAGCUUCGCCACCGCCUCAAGGCCCGCUACCAGGACCGCCGGGCGCUCUUCAUCGCUGGGCGCUGGCCGUGCCGCCUGGUGCAGUGGCGGGUCCCCGGCCACAACAGGCUUCUCCACCUCCUUGCGGGGGCCCAGGUGGUCCCGGCGGCGGUCCCGGCGACGCGCUGGGCGCAGCGGCGGCGGGUGUGGGUGCCGCGGGCGUGGUGGUGGGUGUGGGUGGUGCCGUAGGCGUGGGCGGCUGCUGCUCCGGGCCUGGGCACAGCAAGCGGCGACGUCAAGCUCCCGGGGUUGGCGCGGUUGGCGGGGGCAGUCCCGAGCGUGAGGAGGUCGGCGCAGGCUACAACAGUGAGGACGAGUAUGAGGCGGCUGCAGCACGCAUCGAGGCUAUGGACCCUGCCACUGUCGAGCAGCAGGAGCAUUGGUUUGAAAAGGCCCUACGAGACAAGAAGGGCUUCAUCAUCAAGCAGAUGAAGGAGGAUGGCGCCUGUCUCUUCCGGGCUGUAGCUGACCAGGUGUAUGGAGACCAGGACAUGCAUGAGGUUGUGCGAAAGCAUUGCAUGGACUAUCUGAUGAAGAAUGCCGACUACUUCUCCAACUAUGUCACAGAGGACUUUACCACCUACAUUAACAGGAAGCGGAAAAACAAUUGCCAUGGCAACCACAUUGAGAUGCAGGCCAUGGCAGAGAUGUACAACCGUCCUGUGGAGGUGUACCAGUACAGCACAGAACCCAUCAACACAUUCCAUGGGAUACAUCAAAACGAGGACGAACCCAUUCGUGUUAGCUACCAUCGGAAUAUCCACUAUAAUUCAGUGGUGAAUCCUAACAAGGCCACCAUUGGUGUGGGGCUGGGCCUGCCAUCAUUCAAACCAGGGUUUGCAGAGCAGUCUCUGAUGAAGAAUGCCAUAAAAACAUCGGAGGAGUCAUGGAUCGAACAGCAGAUGCUAGAAGACAAGAAACGGGCCACGGACUGGGAGGCCACAAAUGAGGCCAUUGAGGAGCAGGUGGCUCGGGAAUCCUACCUGCAGUGGUUGCGGGAUCAGGAGAAACAGGCUCGCCAGGUCCGAGGCCCCAGCCAGCCCCGGAAAGCCAGCGCCACAUGCAGUUCGGCCACAGCAGCAGCCUCCAGUGGCCUGGAGGAGUGGACUAGCCGGUCCCCGCGGCAGCGGAGUUCAGCCUCGUCACCUGAGCACCCUGAGCUGCAUGCUGAAUUGGGCAUGAAGCCCCCUUCCCCAGGCACUGUUUUAGCUCUUGCCAAACCUCCUUCGCCCUGUGCGCCAGGUACAAGCAGUCAGUUCUCGGCAGGGGCCGACCGGGCAACUUCCCCCCUUGUGUCCCUCUACCCUGCUUUGGAGUGCCGGGCCCUCAUUCAGCAGAUGUCCCCCUCUGCCUUUGCAGGUCUGAAUGACUGGGAUGAUGAUGAGAUCCUAGCGUCGGUGCUGGCAGUGUCCCAACAGGAAUACCUAGACAGUAUGAAGAAAAACAAAGUGCACAGAGACCCGCCCCCAGACAAGAGUUGAUGGAGACCCAGGGAUUGGACACCAUCUCCCAACCCCAGUACUCCUGCUCUCCGGUGCCACCUCACCUUCUUUGGCUUCUUCCCUCUUGCCUCCUUCUGUUCUUUCUGCUCUCCCCUCUUUUCCCUCCUCCUCACUUCCCUCUGGCUAGCCCACCCCUGCACUCUCUCUCAUUGCCGCUGCCACUAUCACCUGUCUCUCUGCCAGCUGAUGUGCCCUGUUGCCCCCCCCCCCCACCCCGCACAGAACCAUCCCUGCAUUCCACAGGGGACUCGGGCAAGGGUGCCGAAGAUAGACAAGAGGCACACAGAGACAGACCAACUGGCAGCCAGGCAGCCCCAGCCCCAGAGGAGAGAGACAUUCAGACAGAGGAAAGUCUCCCUGCCCCUCAUUCCUUCCAAGAUGAGAAAAACUUGCCACCCCCCCCCCCCGACACUGAUGCCAGGGAGGUGGGAGGAAGAAGUGGGAAAUUUCCCUUCCCAGUACCCCCAAGAACAUCUGAGCCUUCAAUGUUGAAUUUUUUCUUUAUUAAAAUUACUUUUAUCUUAUAAAAUCAACUAAUCAAAAAUGAUAUAGACGACAGCACUGGCUCUGUGAAGGUGGCAUCCUUCUGGGCAGGCAGGCCAUGGGGCAUGGAGGAGGGCGCAAAGAUAUGGGUUGCUGUCUUCUGGCCUCCAGCUGCAUGGAGGCCGGCCCAGGGUCUAGGGUGUGCACUGGGCAAGGGCAGGGCGGCAGGUGUCAGGCCGGCUUGGACAAUGAAACCCUGACCUUGCUGCAUUCCUUUUGCUUCCACCACCACUAGCCUCUUUGGAAUCUUGGGGUGGGGGUCAUCUUUGGGGAUUAUGGCUGCCACCCGGGAUUUGAGUGUAGGGAGUGUGGGAGCAGCCUUGGCAGAUGGGGCACCCGUGCCCUGCAGGUGUUGACAAGAUCCACCAUCUGUAAUGUCCUUGGCACAAUAAAACCAAAUGUCAGUUUCCCUGA
This is a messenger RNA of Gorilla gorilla gorilla (western lowland gorilla), 4802 nucleotides long. RefSeq names its product OTU deubiquitinase 5 (gene OTUD5). Bases 2121 to 3824 code for a protein of 567 amino acids. Gene Ontology annotation, molecular function: K63-linked deubiquitinase activity; cysteine-type deubiquitinase activity. Gene Ontology annotation, biological process: protein deubiquitination. The transcript is spliced from 9 exons. NCBI's taxonomy places the organism in Eukaryota, Metazoa, Chordata, Mammalia, Primates, Hominidae. The record is from RefSeq and is a predicted model, not a curated record.